AGCCGCUCCUCCCGACUACGAGUUCAACGUGUGGACGCGACCGGACUGCGCCGAGACAGAGUUCGAGAACGGGAACAGGUCGUGGUUCUACUUCAGCGUCCGUGGAGGGACUCCAGGGAAGCUCAUCAAGAUCAACGUCAUGAACAUGAACAAGCAGAGCAAGCUCUAUUCCCAGGGCAUGGCCCCCUUCGUGCGCACGCUGCCCACGCGGCCCCGCUGGGAGCGCAUUCGCGAGCGGCCCACCUUUGAGGCGAGUUCUCGAGAGGCGAGCGCACGCGUGCUCCGAGGGGCGAGCCGCUCUACAGAAUCUCACCAGCACUGCCAUAGCCCCCUGGACACCAUCUACUACCACCGGGAGCUCCUGUGCUACUCUCUGGACGGACUCCGUGUGGAUCUGCUCACAGUCACUUCCUGCCAUGGACUUCGAGAAGACAGAGAGCCUCGUCUAGGGCAGCUAUUUCCUGACACCAGCACUCCACGACCAUUCCGCUUCACGGGCAAGAGGAUAUUCUUCUUAAGCAGCAGGGUGCACCCUGGGGAGACUCCCUCUAGCUUUGUCUUCAAUGGUUUUCUGGACUUCAUCCUUCGACCUGAUGACCCCCGGGCCCAAACUCUACGUCGCCUCUUUGUCUUUAAGCUGAUUCCCAUGUUGAACCCCGAUGGCGUGGUCCGGGGACACUACCGCACGGACUCGCGAGGGGUGAACCUGAACCGCCAGUACCUGAGGCCUGAUGCUGUCCUGCACCCGGCCAUCUAUGGGGCCAAAGCCGUGCUGCUCUACCACCAUGUGCACUCUCGUCUGGGCUCCCAGAGUCCCCGCCCCCCUCCUGACGCUCUUCUGUCUGACCUUGAGAGGGCCAACAAUCUCCAGAACGAAGCUCACCUUGGGCACGCAUCCAGCGGGGAGAGCCCUGAGGUCUGGGCCCAGGCGGAGCCAGCAGAACAGAAGUCCGGCAGUGUCUGGAUUCUGCCCCAGCCAUCUGCUGAGCCUGACGAGCCAGCCCCUGACACCAUUCCCCCCAGGGAGAGUGGCGUCGCGUACUACGUGGACCUGCAUGGGCAUGCUUCUAAAAGGGGCUGCUUCAUGUACGGAAACAGCUUUAGUGAUGAGAGCACCCAGGUGGAGAACAUGCUGUACCCAAAGCUCAUCUCCUUGAACUCAGCCCACUUCGACUUCCAGAGCUGCAACUUCUCAGAGAAGAACAUGUACGCCCGUGACCGCAGGGAUGGCCAGUCGAAAGAGGGAAGCGGCCGUGUUGCCAUCUACAAAGCCUCAGGGAUAAUCCACAGCUACACACUUGAAUGCAACUAUAACACCGGACGCUCAGUGAACAGCAUCCCUGCUGCCUGCCACGACAACGGGCGUGCCAGCCCCCCUCCCCCUCCAGCCUUCCCAUCCAGAUACACAGUGGAACUGUUUGAGCAGGUGGGACGGGCCAUGGCCAUCGCGGCUCUGGACAUGGCAGAAUGUAACCCGUGGCCCCGAAUCGUGCUGUCGGAGCACAGCAGCCUCACCAACCUGCGGGCCUGGAUGCUGAGGCAUGUUCGCAACAGCCGAGGCCUGAGUGGCACCCUGAGUGUGGGUUUUGGCAAGAAGAGGGGCUCUCGGACUCCACCCAGAAGCCGCAAUAUAUUGCCCGUUUCCUGCUCUGAAAACACCUUGAGCCGAGCACGCAGCUUUAGCACUGGCACGAGUGCUGGUGGUAGCAGCAGCAGCCAGCAGAACUCUCCACUGAUGAAAAGCUCCCCCAGCGCUCCUUUUCAUGGCAGUCGGCCUGCAGGGCUGCCAGGCCUGGGCGCCAGCACCCAAAAGGUCAGCCACCGGGUGCUGGGCCCCGUCAGAGAGCCCCGCAGCCAAGACAGGAGACGGCGGCAGCAGCCACUGAACCAUCGUCCUGUGGGCAGCCUGGCUCCACCACCAGCUUCUGCUAACUCUGGCCCAGCCCCCUCACGCAACCUGGGCUCCUGCCUUCUGCCCAGUUCGCUCAGCAUACCAGGGAGCAGCUGCUCCCUCCUGUCCUCGGGGGACAAGCCAGAGGCUGUCAUGGUGAUCGGGAAAGGUCUCCUUGGGACUGGAGCUCAGAUACCCUGCAUCAGGACUCGGCUGCAGGCUAGGCCCGGGCUGGGCCGGGGCUCACCGCCGACUGGCAGAAGGAUGAGAGGCAGUUCGGGCCCCACCUCCCCUGUCCCCCGGACCAGGGAGCGCAGCAAGCCAGAGCCAGGAUCCUGCUCGGCCACACCAGGGCUGCCUCAGGCCAGGCCCCCACGGCCCCACUCUGCCCCUGCCUCUUCUGUUUCCUGGAGUCCCUUGGACUCCCCAUCCUGGACUUGUUAUAGCCAGGGUCCCUUGGGCCAAUCUGAGGUUUGUUUUGUUCCCAAGUCUCCCCCACUCACUGUUUCUCCCCGAGUCUGACCAUGCCUUCAUGCCCAGGACGUAGCCCCAAGACGGGCUAACUAGUUCCCUCCGAGCCGCCGAUUCCCUGUGACAGCUCAACUCCUUGGGAAGGCGGCCACAAGGUCUAAGACACUGCAGGGCGUUGCCUUGGACAAAAUGGGGCCCUGCCACCCUCUCCCUCCCUCCUCGGCACAAAGUUUUGGGACCACAGAAGAGUAUAUCUAUAUUUUUAUAUGGGGGGGAGGGAAUAAAAAGCAAGCAGCCCCUCUACUGGACCCUACUCAGGGGCAGCUUCUUGUUCCAUGGGGUCAGGAAAGACUUUGAAGAAAUAAAAGUUAUUUGGAAA
Carlito syrichta (Philippine tarsier) is the source of this 2741-nucleotide messenger RNA. RefSeq names its product ATP/GTP binding protein like 5 (gene AGBL5). Gene Ontology annotation, molecular function: metallocarboxypeptidase activity; zinc ion binding. The record is from RefSeq and is a predicted model, not a curated record. The coding region runs from base 140 to 2413 and encodes 757 amino acids. Lineage: Eukaryota; Metazoa; Chordata; Mammalia; Primates; Tarsiidae. The transcript is spliced from 14 exons. Gene Ontology annotation, biological process: protein deglutamylation; proteolysis.